This is a messenger RNA of Sycon ciliatum, 2115 nucleotides long. RefSeq lists its product as uncharacterized. The coding region runs from base 1 to 2115 and encodes 704 amino acids. Gene Ontology annotation, molecular function: nucleic acid binding. The record is from RefSeq and is a predicted model, not a curated record. Lineage: Eukaryota; Metazoa; Porifera; Calcarea; Leucosolenida; Sycettidae. Gene Ontology annotation, biological process: DNA integration. The transcript is spliced from 2 exons.
AUGAUCUGGGACCCCAGUGCCGACACGCUUGGUUUCCAUGUCAGUAAGCUCCGUCUAGAACAGAUGCUGACAUCCAAAAGCACGACGAAGCGUCAGGCACUCAGCACUGUGAUAUCAGUGUUUGACCCACUCGGCCUCGUUGCCUGUUACUCCAUCAGAGCUCGAGUCCUGAUUCAAAGCAUCUGGCGAGCGUCCAUUGGCUGGGAUGAUGAGCUGCCGAGGUCGCUGCAAGGCGAAUGGACGAGCUGGUGCGAGGAGCUGACGGAGCUCGGCAAGCUGGCAAUACCAAGAUGCUACAGUUUGAAGCCCGGAGGAGUCGCUAACGUCCAGCUUCACGGCUUCUGCGAUGCCAGUGAACUUGCAUUCGCCGCCGUCGGCUACUUUCGCUUUCAGCUGAACGACGGAACAGUCGACACGGCGCUCGUUACGGCAAAGUCCCGGGUCGCACCGCUGAAGCCGCUGUCAAUACCGCGUCUUGAGCUGCAAGCCGCGCUGCUCGGAGCUCUGAUUGCAAGCGCAAUCUGGAGUGUUCUGGAGCGACUCGCGGACCGGACUCUGCUGGAUCAAGUCAGACGGUCGCCGCUACAAGCCAUUCGUCGCACAUCGUAUCUAGCCAGCAGAGGCGUCGCGGUGAAUGAGAUCCCGCCAACAAGCCGCUGGUUCACAGGUCCAGCGUUUCUGAAGGAGCCGACAUCACAGUGGCCAACGGUACCAUCCACCAGUGAGCCUGUUGAGAACGACGCCGAUGAUGCUGAACUGAAGAAGGAGUUCGUCGGACAUGCUGCUCAACGUACAAAUCGCCUCUGUCUGCCAGACCCUGAACGGUUUUCGUCAUGGCACAAGCUUGUACGCACCACGCCAUGGGUAGUCCGCUAUGUCCCUAAGCUGAAGGCUAGUGUUGCAAGGAAGUCGACCAAGCUACCAGCUGAGUUGCUGCCGUCCGAAGUUCAGCACGCACAGACGCUGGGGUGCAAGACCGUCCAGCACGACUGCUUUCCUGAUGAGCUAGCAUCACUGCACAAGGGAGAGUCAGUCAGCAGUAGUAGCCGCCUCUACAAGCUGUCAGCUGGUCUGGAUGAUGAUGUCAUCAGGGUGUUUGGUCGAACCGAUAGUGACGCCGAACUCCGUCCAUCAGCAAAGCGACCAGUGAUAUUGGACCCAGACCAUCGGUACACGCAUCUGCUACUGCAGCAGCACCAUGUGUGGAAUGGCCACCAUGGACAGGAACGCGUGGCGAACGACCUGCUCCAGUGCUACUGGAUUCUUAAGCUACUCGUCGCUGUGAGAAGAACAUGGACCGAAUGUCAGCGGUGCAAGAACGAGCGUGUCGUUCCACUGCAGCCUGAGAUAGGCCAGCUACCAGAGUGCCGUAUCACAGCCAAUGUCAGACCAUUUACGAACACAGGAAUGGACUACUUUGGCCUGAUGGAGGUCACAGUUGGUCGUCGCCGCGAGAAGCGGUACGGUGUGUUAUUUACGUGUAUGAGCACAGGAGCAGUGCACUUGGAAGUUGCACACGGCCUCACUACCGACGCCUGUAUCCAGAGCAUCAGACAUAUGAGUGCCAGACGAGGGCAGCCAACCGCCAUCUACUCAGAUAACGGCACCAAUCUGCGAGGAGCAGACGGAGAGCUGCGGGAGAGUAUUGGUGAGCUCGAUCAGGAUCGUCUGGCUGCCGAAUUGACGGCUCAAAGUAUUGAGUGGCACUUCAUCCCUCCAGCAGCUCCCCACAUGGGUGGGGCUUGGGAGCGACUCGUGCGAUCAGUGAAAGUGGCUUUGCGAGCGUCACUGACGGAACUGCAUCCGCGUGAUGAAGCGUUGCUAACUGUGUUUGCUGAAGCCGAGAGCCUGGUCAAUGGUCGCCUGCUAACGCAUGUACCUCUGGACGCCGAAGACGACGAAUGUCUGACACCCAACCAUUUCCUGAUUGGUACAUCCAGUGCAGCGCUAUGUCCUGGAGUCUUCAACAACGCCGACCUGUGUUUGCGCAAGCAGUGGCGUGUCGCCCAAGCGCUCAAAGAGAUGUUCCUGGCGUCGAUGGGUCAAGGAAUACCUACCUACGCUAACACGUCGCACCAAGUGGCACCAGCCAUGCCGUCAACUGUCACCCGGUGA